Messenger RNA from Rubroshorea leprosula, 1069 nucleotides. The record is from the annotation of a GenBank genome assembly. NCBI's taxonomy places the organism in Eukaryota, Viridiplantae, Streptophyta, Magnoliopsida, Malvales, Dipterocarpaceae.
AUGUGAAUUGUCUGGAUUCUGGAGCCCAUUCUCUCCCUACGCCUUCUCUUCGGCGCAAGCCUAGCGUGAAGCAGCUGCCUUCAACCUUCAAGACCCUGUUUCGGACAAUCGGAAUCGGAAGUUACUUAUAUUGGAACGAAAGAGAAGCUAUUAAUCGGCUCAGGGGCUAUUUAAUUGCAUCAAGAAUGUUAAUUUCCAGGGUUUCAAGAUUUGGGUCUUCAGUUGUUAAAGAGCUCUCCAGAAGGAGUUACCUAUCUUUGUCAACAACAAGAUAUAUACAAUGGCCUUACAAUCAAUUGAAGGGCUCCUGGUUUAUAUUGCCACCAGAAACAAAGGCUUCUCAGGCCAUAUUUCAAAUGAAUUGUGGUUUUUGUACCACAGCUUCAGCUAAUGCUUCUGAGGGAGGGAAUGAACAGAAAGAAACGAUAUCUGUGACUUUUGUUGACAAGGAUGGAGAAGAAAAACAGAUUAGGGUGCCUAUUGGAAUGUCAAUGUUGGAAGCUGCCCAUGAAAAUGAUAUAGAACUUGAAGGAGCAUGUGAAGGUUCACUUGCCUGUUCAACGUGUCAUGUAAUAUUGAUGGACAUGGAGUACUACAACAAAUUAGAGGACCCAACUGAUGAGGAGAAUGACAUGUUGGAUCUGGCUUUUGGGCUUACAGAAACGUCUCGAUUGGGAUGUCAAGUGAUUGCAAAACCUGAACUCGAUGGAAUUCGUUUAGCAAUUCCCCCUGCCACUCGAAACUUUGCUGUUGAUGGGUAUGUUCCAAAACCACACUAGGCCAAUAGAACCCCAGGAAUUGUUCCCCCAUAUACAAAGAGCAUUAUAUGCCAACCCAGUUUUGUUGCCUCUGUAUUUUAUCAGACCAGAUCAACAGGCAUCCGUUGUCCCUGAAUGAUUGCUUAUGUAUUAAUUAAUUCAAAGUAAUUUCCAAAUAAUCCCUUUAUAACAUUAAACUGAACAGUUGAUGUCAAAGGGAUGGUAUAGAAUAGUCCAAUUUUAUCAUGACCCUUGACAAUUUUUCUUGUUUUGGUGGACCAAAUUUUGCUUAAUAUAUGCAUGCUCAUUAG